AUGAGUGAAGGAGAUGAACUUGGUCAAGCUCCUAAGGGAUAUAAAUACAAGAGGACUCAAACCUCUGCUCUCUAUCAAGUAUCAACCAUGGAGCUCUGCAGAUCUUUGGUUAUGAGAAAUAUUUCGGCUGAAGAUCUUCAGGACGUGAGGAGGAUAUUUCGGAUGAAGGUCUACGCCCUGGUCUCCAUCUCCGGCGAUCCCUUUAUUCCUGCUGGCAAAUGGAACUCCACCACUGUGGACUAUGAAGGUGGCACCGACCCCACCUGGAAAACCCAAUUCAGUUUCACCCUCCAUGACCCCUCCCUCCACCGCAACCUCCAGCGCCUCAACUUCCAAUUCUACUGCGAGCGAUCUCUCGGGGACAAGAUCGUUGGAGAAUUCAGCAUCCCGGUGAAGUCACUCUUUGACAAGGUUGGGAACCGCGACGUUUCCAGCAGCGGUUGUUAUCCGGUGACGAAUUCUUCCGGAGGCGAACAAGGGGCUGUCAAGUUCACGUUCGAGUUUGGCCAGCCGCUUGCUCGCGUGGUAACGCCACCGCGGUCUCAGCUACCACCAAGGCCUCAAGUGCACGUCCAACCAACGGUAGACGUGCAACUGAACCUGAAUAUUUCAGGGGAUUGUCUGCAGCAGGGGUACACUGCUGCAUGUGAUGAUGACAAUGAAUUGGCAUGUGACGAUUGUUGUGAUGAAGAGGACGACUAUGAUGAUUUCUGUUAG
Vitis vinifera (wine grape) is the source of this 717-nucleotide messenger RNA. RefSeq names its product protein SRC2 homolog. NCBI's taxonomy places the organism in Eukaryota, Viridiplantae, Streptophyta, Magnoliopsida, Vitales, Vitaceae. Gene Ontology annotation, biological process: defense response. The transcript has a single exon. The record is from RefSeq and is a predicted model, not a curated record. Bases 1 to 717 code for a protein of 238 amino acids.